Molecule: messenger RNA, 1894 nt
Organism: Echinops telfairi (small Madagascar hedgehog)
Lineage: Eukaryota; Metazoa; Chordata; Mammalia; Afrosoricida; Tenrecidae
Gene: EMC3
Product: ER membrane protein complex subunit 3
Exons: 8
Coding region: 125-910 (261 amino acids)
Biological process (GO): protein folding in endoplasmic reticulum
Cellular component (GO): EMC complex; membrane
Source: RefSeq, a predicted model, not a curated record
CGAGUCCCGGGCCAGCCAGGCUGAGAGCCGGCCGCAGGGCGGGAGGUGAGCUCGGAGAGGGACCGCGGCGGCGCGGCGAGGCGCAGUCCGUCCACUCUCGGUAGGGAACGGCGACUUGGUGAAGAUGGCGGGCCCGGAGCUGCUGCUCGAUUCCAACAUCCGCCUCUGGGUGGUCCUGCCCAUCGUGAUCAUCACAUUUUUCGUGGGUAUGAUCCGCCACUACGUGUCCAUCCUGCUGCAGAGCGACAAGAAGCUCACCCAGGAACAAGUGUCCGACAGUCAAGUCCUCAUUCGAAGCAGAGUCCUCAGGGAAAAUGGAAAAUACAUUCCCAAACAGUCCUUCUUGACACGAAAAUAUUAUUUCAACAACCCAGAGGAUGGAUUUUUCAAAAAAACUAAAAGGAAGGUAGUUUCCCCCUCUCCUAUGACGGAUCCCACCAUGCUCACAGACAUGAUGAAGGGGAACGUGACCAACGUGCUCCCAAUGAUCCUGAUCGGGGGCUGGAUCAACGUGACUUUCUCAGGAUUCGUCACGACCAAGGUCCCGUUCCCACUGACCCUGCGUUUUAAGCCCAUGCUCCAGCAGGGGAUCGAACUUCUUACAUUAGAUGCAUCUUGGGUGAGCUCUGCAUCCUGGUACUUCCUCAAUGUGUUUGGGCUUCGAAGCAUUUACUCUCUGAUACUGGGCCAGGAUAACGCUGCAGACCAGUCUCGAAUGAUGCAGGAGCAGAUGACCGGCGCAGCCAUGGCCAUGCCCGCGGACACCAACAAGGCUUUCAAGACAGAGUGGGAAGCUCUGGAGCUGACGGACCACCAGUGGGCACUGGAUGAUGUGGAAGAGGAGCUCAUGGCUAAAGACCUCCACUUCGAAGGCAUGUUCAAGAAGGAACUGCACACCUCCCUCUUUUGAAGCAGGGCUCAGCCGCGCGCGCACGCGGAGCACUGCUUCCCCUGUCACUUUGGUGUGAGCCGAGGGAGCCCCAGAAUAAAAAGGAGGAGCGUGAGCUGGCGGGCGUGCAGCAGGGUCAUUCUUGUCUGAGCCAGGCCCCGUGUGCUUGGCACUAGAGGGCAGGAGAAGCACGUGCCGAGCAGAGAGCAGUCGUUACGUGCUUCGCCUUUCCCUCUGGGGGCUCCAGGAAUGGAGUCCAAGAAAGGGGCACACCCAAGCAGGAGAUCCUAUAGUGGUAGUCAAAAGUUGGCACAAAUUCCAUGUUUGAAAAAAGCAUUGUCCAUAUUCUAAGUCUUUAGCCUGUGCAGUGAGCCCGGCUUCUAACCACGGGAAACUCCCUUUUUCUAGGGACCCAAGCACUCUGGUUUAACCAUUAAUUGUGAGUGUGUAUGUGUGUGUGAGUAUUUUAUAACUUUCCUUACAGAAGUAGUGCGUCUGUGAUGCCGCAAGGUGAAAAACUAGGUGAGCAAACUGCAUCUCCCUCCCUGUGCUGUUCACCCUCCACCCACAGGAUGAGAGAGCAAGAGAGUCAGCAUUUCACUCAAAUAAACCCCAGGCCGGGACAGACUUGGCAAACUGCCUCCAUCUCUGAAUACGCUGUCCAGAGAAAGUUCCCCAACUUUCCCAGAGACACUGCCAGGCUCUCAGAGCCUGUGGGAUAUCACAGCCCGGUCACGCAAUGCAGAGUCAUGAUCCGUAGUACAGAAUGUAUGUGGCCACGAAAACCAUGUCCACAGCUCUGUGAAGUCAGACCCCAGUUCUCAGCUGUGGAUAAGAGGGUCUGCACAGCCUGGCGAGACUGGGGAGGGGGCAGUUGCUGGCUGGCAGAUAGGGUUUCCCGGGAAUGAUUGUACCACGAGGUAAAUGUAAUUUGCAUAUUGAGCUCUGUAAUCAAGAACAAAUGACUCUUAACUCUACUGAUUAAACCGUCCUGUUUCUCCUCUU